Messenger RNA from Prionailurus viverrinus (fishing cat), 2949 nucleotides. RefSeq names its product APC down-regulated 1 like (gene APCDD1L). Bases 1 to 1506 code for a protein of 501 amino acids. Gene Ontology annotation, cellular component: plasma membrane. Gene Ontology annotation, molecular function: Wnt-protein binding. Lineage: Eukaryota; Metazoa; Chordata; Mammalia; Carnivora; Felidae. The transcript has 4 exons. Gene Ontology annotation, biological process: negative regulation of Wnt signaling pathway. The record is from RefSeq and is a predicted model, not a curated record.
AUGGCGGUCACGUCUGAGAUGCAGGAGACGAUGGGUCCGGAGGCCGAUUCUAGGCACCCUGAUUUGGCCCACACGGCAGAGGCGACUGGGACGGGAGGGGACAGCCAUCUACACUGGGAGCCUCGCUGCCAACGGCCCCUGCCCAACAGAGCACCCGUCACGGCACUGCUGCCCCCACGCCUCGAUGGGCCCUGGGUCUCCACUGGCUGCGAGGUGCGCCCGGGACCCGAGUUCCUCACCCGUUCCUACACCUUCUACCCCAACCGUCUCUUCCGAGGCUACCAGUUCUACUACAGGGACCCCUUCUGCCGGGAGCCCGCCCACUCCUUGCUCAUCAAGGGCAAGGUCCGCCUGCGCCGGGCCUCCUGGGUCACCCGGGGCGCCACCGAGGCUGACUACCAGCUACACAAGGUGGGCAUCGUCUUUCACAGCCGCCGUGCGCUGCUCGACGUCACCAGGAGCCUCAACCAGACCUGGGCGGGCCAGGACUGUGCCCAGCGGCUGCCCCCGGCCCGGGCCUGGCUGCCCGGGGCACUGUAUGAGCUGCUGAGUGCCCGGGCCAAGCGGGACUGCACGGAGGCGCUGGGCUUCACCAUGCACGAGCUCAGCCUGGUCCGCACGCAGCGCCGCGUGCAGCUGCAGCCCCGGGCCGGGCCCCGGCUGGUGGACGAGCUAUUCCUGGGGGACGUCCACACCGACCCAGUGGAAAGGAGGCACUACCGGCCCACGGGCUACCAGCGCCCGCUUCAGAGCGCCCUGCACCACGCUCGCCCCUGCCCCGCGUGCAGCCUCAUCGCCGGCUCCAACGAGCACCACCCGCCCGUGCUGCCCCCCCAGGUGGCCCUGCCCCUGCGCCUGGGCGGCCGCUGGGUCAGCCCCGGCUGCGAGGUGCGCCCCGCUGUGCUGUUCCUCACCAGGCUCUUCACCUUCCACGGGCACAACCGCUCCUGGGAAGGGUAUUACCACCAUUUCUCGGACCCCGCCUGCCGUCAGCCCACCUUCACCGUCUACGCAGCCGGCCGUUACACCAGGGGCACGCCGUCCAACAAGGUCCUCGGGGGCACCGAGCUGGCGUUUCAGGUCACGCGGGCCCGGGUGACUCCCAUGGACCAGGUCACCACGGCCAUGCUCAACUUCUCCGAGCCGAGCAGCUGCGGGGGCCCGGGGGCCUGGUCCUUGGGGACCGAGCGGGACGUCACAGCCACCAACGGGUGCCUGCCGCUGGGCAUCAGGCUCCCCCACGUGGAGUACGAGCUUUUCAAGAUGGAGCUAGACCCCCUGGGGCAAAGCCUGCUCUUCAUUGGACAAAGGCCCACGGACGGGUCGAGUCCCGACUCCCCGGAGAAGCGCCCCACGUCCUACCAGGCGCCCCUGGUGCUCUGCGACGGGCUGUCCGGGCCCCUGUUGCAGAAGCCCGACCUCAGGGGCGGGGGGCCAUGUCCCCGAGGGGCCCCUCUCCCCGCCCUGCCCCUUGCUCUAGGGCUGGCCCUCCUCGAGUGGCUAUGAAAUUAACGUGGGACCUGCAGGCCGCUCCUCUGGCCCCUCGCCGCCCCGGGGGACUCCCUCGGGGCACCGACCCCUCCAGCCAUGGGUGAGGAAGUGCCCGUCCCCCGCUCGGCUCUGUCUCCGCCGUGGAGAGCGACGCGGCCCCGCUGCACCCCCCCCCCCCGGGGCAGGGGGAGCUGAGCACCCGAAUCCAGGUGCACCUGCAAAGCCCAGGACAGCACGGCGGGCAAUUCGACGCGAGCGCUGACCACGAACCUGGGCGCGGCCGCGUCAACCGCCGCGCGUCUCUGAGCGCUCGCUCCGGGGUUUCCCGGGCGGGUGGAGGACAGCACCCCUUCUCCCACUCCGUCCUCGGCCUUUUGGGGGACCGGGAGCGACAGUCCGCACGGGGCCGGGGCUGCUCGGCCGGGCCCGCGGCUUGUCGUCUAAACACGUCUAAACACGUCUAAACACGAUCAAUCCGAAUUUAGCGAGACAAACUCAAACCGCAGCCGUGAAUUAAAGAAGCUGCUUCGGGCUUUCGGGUACGUCGCCCCAGCUUUCUGGAAGAGGGCUGGUCUCCUUGGGGGCGCCUCGGCUGUCUUGCGCCCUGACUGCUGGCACUUGCCUGCACUUGCCCCUGCGUCUGCCAGCCGGGGCCUCGAGCCGGCCGCACGGCGCAGCCCUCCCGGGCCAGCGCUCCCCGGGGCCCAGAAGAGCGCCUCCCGCGCCCGCACCAGGCUGGCUGCUGGGGCAGGUCUUUGGAGGAACCUUGGAGAGUAAUUAAUACUAAUGAUCGCGGUAACACCGGCCUGCUCUGUAAUUAGCCCCCCGCACAGGCGUCCUCUGUUCUCAAGGCUCCCUGUGCUUAAGUGACAAGGAGGGAGAGGAACCUCCGAGUGUGUUUUGGGGACCAUCCCAGGGAGAGGUCAGGGUCACCGGGCUCCGUGGCAACUUCUGGAGAAGGAGGCAGCCUGCUCGCUGUGUGAUGUCCUCCUCUGCCCUGGGGGGGGGGGGGGGGGGCUGUCAUCAAGGUGGGGGGAGGACACAAGGCCCCUGCCUGUGUUCCCAGGGCCUCCUCUGUCUACUGCGAAAUUAACUAGCAUCCUGGUGGGCUCAAGGGUUUCCGGGACUCUGUGCCUGUGAUACGCCCCCUCCUUCCUCCCCCCGAUUCCUAUCUCUGGCUCUUAUCACAGAUCUUGAACAACAAUUGUCUGUGAGGCUAAUGAUGCUUUCAGAGCAAGCCCCUGUCUUCCGUGAGAUUGUGUGGGGUUCCAUUAGCCCGCUGAAAUUGCUCUGACUUAUCUACCCAUUCUUCAACAACAACAACGGCAACAACAAAAAUACAAAAGAAAAGAAUCCCACCAAGUUAAUAUUCUCUGUAGGUCUCGCAAAGCUAGGAGAGUUCCUGGUGUAUUUACCGAAGUACAAAAAGUAAUUAAGAUUAUUUACGGUCUCAGACUG